AUGGCCGCGGAUAUAGAUCAUACUUGUCGUAUUUGUCGAGGAGAAGGAACUCCCAAUCAACCAUUAUAUCAUCCAUGUAAAUGUCGAGGUUCAAUCAAAUAUAUUCAUCAAGAUUGUUUAUUGGAAUGGUUAAAGCAUUCGAAUAAAUCUACUGAAAAAUGUGAUAUUUGUAAUACAAACUAUAAGUUCAAAAUCAUUUAUGAUCCAAAUAUGCCAAAAACUAUACCGUUAAAUUUAAUUUGGUCAAAAUUUAUUCAAUUAAUUUCAGAUACUUUUAUUAAAAUGUUAAGUAUUUCAUUAUAUAUUACAUGUGUUUUGAUUCAAGUACCUAUUUUUUGGAAAUUUUGUGGUAGAAUAUAUACUUGGGCAAUAGAUGGGAGUUUACCUAUUAAUAAUCAAGAUUUUUUAAAUGCAUUAUAUUUUGGAGAAUAUGAUAUUGUUUCAUUAAUUAAAAAUAAUUCUAAUAUGUCAAGCCUACAACUAAUGUUAUUAAAAUUGAGAACAUUUUUCAGUUAUACUUAUUUCAGUGGUGUAAGAUACUUAGUUGUUGCUAUUAUAGUUCAUAUUGCAUUAUUUGUUGAAAGAGAAUGGGUUAUAAGAGAUGAAGGAUACCUUAAAUUAUUACAUAGAAAGAUUGGUAAAGAACCCAAAACAAAAUUAGUUGAUAUGUUACAAAAUGCAUUGGAUAGUUUAAGAAGAGGUGAAAAUGAAGAUCAAAGAAAUGCAGCAACAAAUAUUCAAAGAUUAGAUCAAUUAAAUAGAGCAAUAAAUGAUUUACAAGAUCAAGGAAAUGAUCAAAUGAUAAAUUUUGAAGAAAAUUUAAGAAGAGCAAUGAAUAGAGGAGAAUUAUUUAAUGGUGAUAGAAAUGAAGAAAGACAACACAUCUUAAAUAGAGUUGAAGAUUCAGAUGGAAGUGAUGAACCAGUUGGAGAAGAUAUUGAAAUUUUAAAUGAAAAUGACUUGGUGGUGGAAGAACCAGAACCAAAUUUAUUUGAUCAAAUGUUUGAUGAUGAAGAAGAUGGAGAAGAUAUUGAUGAUGAUGCAUUACCAAAUAAUAAUAAUGGAGCAAUUGGUGAAUUUUUAGAAAUUUUCGGAUUUACAUUGAAUAUUAAAACCCCGUUAUUUAUUAUGGUCUUAUGUGAUGCAAUUAUUACUGCUUAUUUAUUUUUGAUUUACUUAGUUCCUCAUUUGAUUGGGAAUGGGUUUGUAUUCGUUACUGGAUUCAUUUUAAAAUAUAUUAGUUCAUUCACACCACAUAUAGUCAAUGAAUGGAUUUCAGUCAUUAAUGAAUUAAGAACCACCACCACUAAUAACGAAGUGUUAAAUUUUUUAUUAGCUUCAAGUAAUGAAAUUUUCAUGGUCAUAAAAAACCUCAUUAAUGAUUUAUUUUUCCAAAAACCACCACAAUUAACUUUAGUUGAAAGAAGUUGUUUGAUAUUAAUUGGUUAUAGUAUUAUUAUUGGUUUUAUUCAUCAACUUAUGAAACAUUUAAUUUCCAAAAAAAGACCAAUUUUGGGAACUUCAAGAAAAGUUUUCAAAAUAUUAUUUGAAAUUAGUUCAACAGCCAAAGUAUUUUUAAUUUUCGCUAUUGAAAUUUUUUUAUUCCCAGUAUAUUGUGGUUCCUUAUUAGAUAUUUGCGCGGCCCCAUUAUUUAUGAACAAACCCAAUGGUGUCCUUACGUCAAGUAGUGAAUUAACUCAAAUUAGUUAUGUUAGAGUGAGUAUAUAUUGGUUAAGUGGAACAAUUUAUAUGUUAAUUUUUGCAUUAUUUGUUGGAAUGGUUAGGAGCAAUAUAUUAAGACCAGGAGUUUUGUUCUUUAUAAGAUCUCCAGAUGAUCCAAAUGCUAGAUUGAUUCAUGAUGCUCUCGUGAAACCUUUAAGUUUACAAUUAUCUAGAAUAGUUUUAUCUGGUAAAGUCUACACUGCUUUUAUAGUUUUUGGGAUUGGAUCAGUUACUUGGGGUUUAAGAUAUUUGGUUACUCCUGAUCAUGGUAAAUAUAAUGUAAUGUUACCAAUUCAAGUCAAUACAAAUUCAAGUUUAUUUACAUCAUUAGCAUUUUUUGUUUUAGCAAAUGAACUUCAACCAGUAAUUACAAAAUAUAUUCGAAUGUAUUGGAAAAGAGCUUUUGAAAUCAGUGCACAUAAAUUAAGAUUAUCACAUUUUAUAUUGGGUAAACCAAUUCUGCAUGAAAGAGGUCAUAUUAUUUAUAGAAAUUUUACUCAACAAAUUUUAGGUACUGCACAACCAGAUUAUUCAAAACCAGUAACUUAUAGAGAAGCUCAAGAAAUUUUCAAAUCAAAUCCACAAGUUAAUGCAUGUUUUGUCCCUGAUGGGUUUUUUGUAAGAGCUCCAGGAAAUGAUACCGUUACCCGUAAAUUCGUAAAAAAGCUUUUUGUACCAGUUACAAAAGAUGAUAAAUUAUUGAAAGAUGUUAGUGAAGAAGAUAUAAAAUCAUCUGGUUAUGAAACCCCUUCAAGUGAAGAAGAAGAAUUAAAUUCUGAUGAUGUUCACACUAUUGUUUAUAGACCUCCAGCUUUUAAAACCAGGUGUUAUGGACUUAUUUUGAUUCUUAAUUUUUUCGCAAUUUGUUUAAUUGUUGGAACUAUUGUAUCCGCGUUGAUAUUAGGAAGACCCUUGGUAUAUGCUGCUUCUAGCUUAUUAAGUUUUAUUCCAUAUAUUGGACCUACAGAAAUUGAUUGGAAACUAGCUGAUUUAACAAGUUUAUCAACUGGAUUAAUUAUUGAAUUAAAAAUUUUGUCAAUAGUAGAUAAACAUUAUCAACAAAUUGGUACAAAUGAAAUUAAUGAUCGACCAAAUGCAUUACAAAGAAUUUUAGAUGUUGGAGUAUUUAAUUUAAAUGCAACUUCAACAGUAUCAUUUUUAAUUUCUUAUUCAUUAUGGACAGCAUGGAUGGUUUCAAUUCAUAUGAUUCAUUUAAAUGGUAUAUCAAUUCCAUUUCAUUUAUUAGCAUCAAUAUGGACAAUAUUACCAGUUUUAAAAUGUUUAUAUAAUUCAAAAAACCUAGAUCCAAAUUUUAAUCAACAACUUCAUAAAAAUGGAUUUUAUAAAGUUUUAAAAUUUUCCCUUGUUACUCAUUUACCAGGUUUGAUUUUGGGAUAUUUAAAUAAAUCUAAAAUGAAUAUAAUUUUCACUUAUCUGUUUUUGUCGUUUGUGUUGAUUAGAUCUUUUGGUACUUCAAUUAAAUUAUAUAAAAAUUUAAAUGAACAAGUUAAAAUUGAAAAAUUUGUUAAAGGUAGAGCUAUAGAAAAUGAUGACGAGGAUGAUAUUAAUGAAAGCUAA
This is a messenger RNA of Lodderomyces jiufengensis, 3300 nucleotides long. Its product is annotated as E3 ubiquitin-protein ligase. Lineage: Eukaryota; Fungi; Ascomycota; Pichiomycetes; Serinales; Debaryomycetaceae. Bases 1 to 3300 code for a protein of 1099 amino acids. The transcript has a single exon. Gene Ontology annotation, molecular function: zinc ion binding. Gene Ontology annotation, cellular component: endoplasmic reticulum membrane. The record is from RefSeq and is a predicted model, not a curated record.